CAUUUUACCAUUAGAACCCCGAGGAUGUUGUGCACAUGCGCGUUGUGCAAUCUACCGGAGCGCGAGAGGUAGGGAAGGGAGUCCUAAUGGCGGAGAAUGUACGGUCGCCUUUUGACUACCGGGAGCCACCGACCCUCGACAGCGACGGGGAUGGGAGCAAACCUCCGCCGCCACGGGGGCGAGUCUGUGGGAGAAAAAGGAAGGGCACACCUGUCAAGGUGUGUGACCGAGCAUAUGUAACGGAAGAUGAGGAGGAGGAGAGUAUGUCAGAGCACAGCUACAGCCCUGGUGAUGGCCAGUACCCAGAGGGUGGAGAAGACCGCCUCCCCCCACCCGGCAGUCCCUACUACCUGCCUGAUCCCACCCAGCUGUGUGUGCCAGAGUUGGGGGAGGAGGGUGCGAGUGGUGUUCGGGGACCUGUCCUCUUCCAUCCGCCGCCCAACUGCCGGAUUCGAGAAGUCCACUGUGGGACACAGGUGCGGUUGGUUGUCAUAGCAAUCCGAGACAUCGCCAAAGGGGAGGAGAUCACGGUGGACUACAGCCUGACGGACUGGGGCGAGAAUGCAAUGGAGGAAGAGGCCGGCCCCCAUCCGCUGUCCCUCUCCGUCUCCGACUACCUCACCCCCUCCUGGUCCCUGUCCCCCUCCUCCUCCCCACUCACCCACUCUGAGCCCAGCGACUCAGACCGCGAGGAGGACGAGGAGGAGGAAGACGACGACGAUGACGACGACGACGACGAAGAAGAGGAAAUCGAGGAGAUAAGGGGCCGGAUGCUUCGCCGACGCAAGAAGCGCAAGCUGCCCGCGGCGACCAACUCAAAGAAGAAGAGCGAGCCCACCACCUCCAGCGGGCGCCCCUGCUGUUCCUUCUCCACCCGGCGCCUGUCCCCCCCACGGCCAGAUCCCAGUCCCAGCCCCCCGGCAGCGGCCUGGCCCCCCCCACCACCAACAUUAACAACAACAUCAACAUAAACAUUGGCAGCUCCAGCGGGGCCACGGUGAGCCG
Molecule: messenger RNA, 1005 nt
Organism: Etheostoma spectabile (orangethroat darter)
Lineage: Eukaryota; Metazoa; Chordata; Actinopteri; Perciformes; Percidae
Product: nucleophosmin-like
Exons: 5
Coding region: 36-971 (311 amino acids)
Molecular function (GO): protein binding
Source: RefSeq, a predicted model, not a curated record